AAAAUCGUUAUUUAUUUUUUUUGUUUUUCCCCUUCCUCUUGAGACUCUCACUGUCCUUCGCCGCGGAAUCGUCUCUCUGAGCCGCGAAAGGACCUCUCUUUAGGGUUAAAGAAUCGUUCCUUCUUCCUCAGCUGGUUUCGAUUCUCUUCUACCUCCGAUCAAUUUUUCUAGGUGUUUCAAAGGCAUUUGAAAAGAUGGGACACAAUGGCAAAGAUGAAAUUAUGGUUGAGGCAUCUCAAUGCGCCGGUGCUAUGGUUGAAAUUAAGAUAAAGACAUUGGAUUCUCAAACUUACACCUUACGUGUUGAUAAAUGUGUCCCUGUUCCUGCAUUGAAGGAGCAAGUUGCUUCCAUUACUGGUGUCGUUACGGAACAACAACGCUUGAUAUGUCGUGGAAAAGUUAUGAAGGAUGAUCAGCUCCUAUCAGCCUAUCAUGUUGAGGAUGGCCACACUCUGCAUUUGGUUGUCAGACAACCUGUUCCACCAUUAUCAGAGAGUUCAACUAGUAAUGCAGCGGCUGAUCCUGCUUUGAGUGCUGGUGACAGCCAGGGCAGUCAACGAUCACGGGUUGUAGUAGGAUCCUUCAAUAUUGCUGAGCAAGCAGAUGGAGGAGUCUAUUCAGAUCUUGGUCAGAUAGUUUCAGCUGUUCUGGGUUCACUUGGGAUCUCUAAUCCAGAAGGUGGUAUCGAAGGGAUUGAUUCUAUGGGUCCUCUUCAUGAGAGGUUGUCUCGGAGUUCUGGUCCUAGCUCUACAAGAGAAUCUUCUGGAGGGCGAUCUGCCGCACCAAAUGCUGCAGACCAGACGUCUACUCCCUUGACAUCGUCACAACUACCAGCGAUUCCAGAUUCGUUGACAACCUUAUCUGAAUAUCUGAAUCAUCUGAGACACGAAUUUGCUGCUAAUGGUAGCAAUGCUAAUAACUUGCAAGAUUCUGAAAAUUCAAUGGGCAAUGCGCAAGAUUCUGCUUCUACUACUGGAGAGAGUCGGAUUCCAAGACCAUCUCAUUUGGCAGAAGUGCUGCAAUCGACAAGGCAAUUGUUGAUCGGUGAAGUAGCAGAUUGCUUAUCUAAUCUUUCGACGCAGCUUGUGGAUCAUGUAAAUGUGACCGAUCCGUCAUCUCGAAGGUUGUGCCAGUCAAACAUGGUUCAAUCAGGUUCCCUCUUGGAGAAUUUAGGCAUUUCACUCCUGGAGCUCGGCCGUGCCACUAUGAUGCUUCGUUUGGGACAAACACCUGAUGAUGCUGUUGUUAAUGCUGGGCCUGCAGUGUUCAUAUCCCCUACAAGGCGAAAUCCCUUGACGUCCACUCGGCAGGGGACGAGUAUUGGAGGCUUACAAGCAGGAACCGCACAUUCUAACCCUUUUGCUGGACAAUCACUUGCCUCUACCCCAAGAAAUAUUGAGAUAAGAAUACGUACAGGAUCUUGGGUGGCCGCCAGUGGGACCAACCAGAGAGAAGAAAGUACUACACAACAAACCCCUGUUAUACCCGUUGUUGCUCGAUAUCAGCAAGUAUCGUUAGGUGAGCGUAGCUUUACUGGAUUGGAUGGUGUACAUCAGCCUGUUACUGAAUCUUCUAGGCAGCCACAGAGCGCCGGUACUCCAGGAAGAGAAGGUGGUAGCGGUUCUCCUCCUGGCGGUCGGCGUUUGGCUGAAUUAAGAGACAGAAUCAAUCAGUUUUUGAGGCCCUCAUCUCGUCGAGAACACCAAGCCGGUAGCUCGGAGUCUCAGGCUGCAGCAAAUCCCUCUUCAACAGCGGCCACAGAACCAAGCGAAGCUGUUGCAAAUGCACAAGUAGAGCCCGUAACUACGGAUGAAGGGAAUUUCAUAUCAAGUGUUCUUCAGCAGAUCAUGCCCUUUAUAUCUCAAAAUGUAGCCUCCUCAAGCUCAGGUGAAGCUGUUACAGGCAGAGGCAGCAACAACAGUAGACAAGCCUCUUCAAGAGAGGUGCAGGAGGAGGAAGGUGCAGAGCGAGGGGAUUCAAGUCGGAGACCUGGAGCACCGUCACCUCCAGAGUCGAAACGACAGAGGAGAGAGUGAGAGAUUACUGGCGCAAAAGCAAAGGGUGGAAAACACACUUUUUGGAGAAUGAUAGUUUUAUUUUUGGUACUUUUAUUCUGAGCUUUUGAUUGUUCGUUAUAAUGGUAUUGGUGGUGUUUACCAAAAACAUCUCCAUUUUUCUUUUUCUUUCAAAUUAUGUUAUAUUCCCCCUCGGUCCCUACAAUUUCAGACUUUUUGUACUCAGUUAUAAAACAUAAGUGCAUAUAUUAGAUUUAGUACCGAAUUAUAGA
Molecule: messenger RNA, 2287 nt
Organism: Camelina sativa (false flax)
Lineage: Eukaryota; Viridiplantae; Streptophyta; Magnoliopsida; Brassicales; Brassicaceae
Source: RefSeq, a predicted model, not a curated record